UAGAAGUAUUUUAAGUAUUUAUAAAGAAAAGAUUAUAUUUGCUUAAAACAGGAUUUGUCGCAUUACCUGAGGAAGAAGCCCGGAAGACUAAGAAGAGGAAUGAAAAGGAGUCAGGAAUGGCUCUUACUCAGAGUUUUUUGACAUUCAGGGAUGUGGCCAUAGAAUUCUCUCAGGAAGAGUGGAAAUACCUGGACUCUGCUCAGAGGAUUUUAUACAGGGAUGUGAUGUUGGAGAACUACAGGAACCUAGUCUCCCUGGGAAUCUCUCCUUUUGACCUCAGUGUUAUCUCCAUGUUGGAACAAGGGAAAGAGCCCUGGUGUAUGGACAGCCAAGUGACAUUAGCAAGAAACCCAAAUGGGUGGGAAUGUAUCAAAGGUGUGAACACAGAUACAACUCCUAAAUGUGGGAUCAAGGAAUUACCACCAAUAAAUAAUAGUAAUGCAGGAGAAAUAUUCCAAACAGUUAUGUUGGAAAGACAUGGAAAGCAUGACACAGAUUUUUACUUUAGGGGGAUAAAGAAAAAUAUACAUGACUUUGAGUUUCAAUGGAGAGAGGCUGGAAAAGAUUAUAAAGGAGUCCCUAUGACCCAUAAAAAAAAUCUCACUGAUAGAAGAGACCUACAUGGAGAAGUGGAUGCAGGAAACAGGCCUAUUAAAAAUAAGCUUGGCUUUCAGUCACUUCUAGCUGAACUGCAGAAAUUUCAAAUUGAAGGGAAAAUUUAUGAAUGUAAUCAAAUUCAGAAGACAAACAGUGUUUCCUCAGUUUUACCACUUCAAAGACUCCUUCCUAGUGUGCACACCUACAUCUCUAAUAAGUAUGGCAACGAUUUCAUGCACCCUUUAUUACUUGCACAAGACCGGGAAACACACAUCAGGGGAAAACCCUACAAAUGUAAUGAGUGUGGGAAAGUCUUUAAUCAGGACUCACUCCUCCAUAGGCAUCAGAUAAACCAUAAAGGAGAAAAACCAUAUCAAUGUGAUGUAUGUGGCAAGGUCUUCAAUUUCAGGUCAAAUCUUGCAGUUCAUCUGAUAAUUCAUACAGGAGAGAAACCAUAUCAAUGUGAUAUAUGUGGCAAGGUCUUUAGUCGAAAGUCAUAUCUUGCAAGUCACCGGAGAAUUCAUACUGGAGAGAAACCAUACAAAUGUAAUGAAUGUGGCAAAGCCUUUACUCGAAGUUCUACCCUUGUAAUUCACCAGAAAACUCAUACUGGCGAAAAACCUUACAAAUGUAAUGAGUGUGGCAAAGCCUUUAAGCGGGGCUCAUUCCUCACUGCACAUCAGAUAAUUCAUACUGGGGAGAAACCAUACCAAUGUGAUGUGUGUGGCAAGGUCUUCAAUUACAGUACAAACCUUUCCAUUCAUCAGAGAAUUCAUACUGGAGAGAAACCAUACAAAUGUAAUGAAUGUGGCAAGGUCUUCAGUUAUCACUCAUCCUUAGCACGUCAUCGGAACAUUCAUACUGGAGAGAAACCUUUCAAAUGUAAUUAAUGUGGCAUGGUCUUUGGUAACUACUCAUACCUAGCACGUCAUCGGAGCAUUCAUACUGGAGAGAAACCUUAUAAAUGCAAUGAGUGUGGCAAAGCCUUUAGGGUGCGUUCAACCCUAGUUAGGCAUCAGAUCAGCCAUACUGGAGAAAAGCCAUAGAAGUGUAUUGAAUGUGGCAAGACCUUUGGACAGUGGUCCUCCCUCAAGAGACACCAAAGAAUUCAUCCUGGAGAGAAACCUUACAAAUGUAAUGAAUGUGGCAAAUCCUAUUUUCAUUGCUCAGGCAUCACUAAACAUCAGAAAAAACAAACUGGAGAGAACCUUACAGAUACACUGAAUGUGACAAGGCCUUUAGACAUUGUCUUAACAUCUAAGUUCACUAAAUAAUUCAUGCUUGUAUAUGCAGCGAAUAUAGUAAAGUUUUAAACUAGUGCUCACUACUCACUAGGCAUAAGAAUAUACAUCCUGGACAGAAACAACAAAAACAAUAUGUGUGGCAAGAAUUUUACCUAAAGGACAAAACUUGUGGAUCUACAGAGAAUUCAAAAUGAAGGGACAUUUUACAAAUAAAUGUAUGUGGCAGAGCCUUUAUCAGAGUUUAAUCAUUACUCAACAAAAGAGAGUUCACUACAAGGAGAACUCAUGUAAAUGUAUGUGGCAGAAGCUUUACCCUGGCAUCACAACUCACUAGACAUCAGAACAUACAUCUGUGAUGAAAGCACACAAUGUAAUGGGCAUGCUAUGGCUUUUACUCAGAGAUCAAAAGUGAAACAUCAUAGUAUUCAUAUACUGGAGAGCAAUCUUGCAAACGUAAUGAAUUUGGUAAGGCUUUUUAUCAAAUAUUCACACCUUUGGGGUCACAAGAGAAUUUAUACAAGAGAGAAACCAUGCAAACAUGCUGACCUUAGAAAGGCUUUAAGCAACAGUGUAUCCUCAGGCUUCACCAAAUUAUUCAUACUGGAGAGAAACCUUAUAUAUGUAAUGAAUAGGUAAUUUUUUUAACCAAUUCUCACAAUGGAGAAAUCAUAGUAGGGAUAACUAAGUCUGCUCUUCCAAGAUUGAUCUGAAAUACGUAGCACAUAAUAACUACAAGUCAAAAUAUGUUAAAACUCAUGACUUCAUGUAUAUCAAAAGAGGAAGAGCAUGUGUAGGAAUGGCCAAUUCAGCUUAUGAAAUAUCGUAUUCAAUUAUCUGCAGUUUCUUGAAAAGGCUACAUUACUAAUUGUGACUUUCAGCCUGAAGUUUGAAGUAUAUUGAUAUACUUUUCUUACAGGCUUUUCAUUGUCUCCGGGAGGGAAUCAGUAAGAUGAGAAGGCCUGCUUCAUUAGGUAUGGUUCCUUCAUGUCCACUUGCCCUAGAAAAUCAAGGACACUGAAUUUUAAAAUUCAAUAUUGUGUGAAUUUAAGAGCAUGGGGGAGGGGCAGGAAUUACUUAAAUGUAUGAUGUAAGUCAUGCUUAAUGUAUUUAGGGUACCCUUUCCAGGCAGAGGGCACUUUGGAAACAACUGACCAUGAAACAGCAGGCUAGGCUAGGGGUUUUCGUGGAGGAGAGUGACAGGUUACUAGAGACUAAUUAUGUGGUAGAAAUGGUGCAGGGGAAAUGGUGGUCACCUUCUCCAUUGAAUAUCAGUAGCUGUUUAUAUCACUCAUUAAUGAAAGAUUAGUCUUAUUUUGGGAAAUUGAAGAGAAGCAGUUAUCAGAAGGAGAGUUUAAUUGAAAGAACCAGAAUAGCAUAUUCAUGAGUGGGAUUCACAUGGAACCACUGGCAUUCCAUUUUACUACUGUUUUAUUCAUAAUGUAU
Messenger RNA from Cynocephalus volans (Philippine flying lemur), 3284 nucleotides. Its product is annotated as zinc finger protein 160-like. NCBI's taxonomy places the organism in Eukaryota, Metazoa, Chordata, Mammalia, Dermoptera, Cynocephalidae. Gene Ontology annotation, biological process: regulation of DNA-templated transcription. The record is from RefSeq and is a predicted model, not a curated record. The coding region runs from base 117 to 1487 and encodes 456 amino acids. The transcript is spliced from 5 exons.